UAGGAAGUGUACAUGCUCAACACAAGAAGAGUCUCUAGGAAAGCACAGUUUUUAAAAGUAUUUUUUUUAAACUGUCAAGUCAAAAUGAAAGUGCAACGGACUUCCACAUGAGGGUGUGGUGUUUGAAGACAAAAUGCAAUCUGUCAGAGCAAUUCAGAUCACUUCACUGAGGCACGUCUCAGUUGCAGUACCUGCUACUCGUCUGCCGACAAAAGCUUUGCACGGUCUGAGAUAUGAAUAACUCAACAGAUUACUGGAUUGAAGAUGAGGAGGAUGAUCUCAACCCUCUUAUAGAUUACAAUACCUAUGAGCUUCUCUGUGAAAAAGGUGAUGUGAGAAAUUUCAGGAAAUUAUUCCUCCCAGUGUUCUAUGCACUUGCUUUCACGGUUGGAGUGGCUGGAAACUCAUUAGUGGUUGCAAUUUAUGCCUACUGCAAGAAACCCAAGACCAAGACAGACGUGUACAUCAUGCACCUUGCCAUCGCUGAUCUGCUCCUGCUCUUCACCCUCCCUUUUUGGGCUGCAAAUGCAGUGCAGGGAUGGGAACUUGGAAACCCGAUGUGCAAGCUCACUUCUUCUCUGUACACCAUGAAUUUCAGCUCCAGCAUGCUGUUCCUGGCCUGUAUCAGCGUGGAUAGAUACAGGGCCACUUCUGACUCCCAGGGCCACAGAAGAGUUGGCAAACACUGCAGUGUUACCUGCAUCUGUGUCUGGCUGGCUGCCACUUUCCUCAGUAUCCCAGAGCUGAUAUUUAAUCAAGUCAAGAAACAUAAUGAGAGGAACGAAUGCCUUCCCGUAUUUCCGAUGAACAUGGAAACACUCUUAAAAUCAACCAUUCAAAUCCUGGAAAUUAUCCUGGAAUUUCUGCUUCCUUUCCUAGUAAUGCUGAUCUGCUAUUCUGCUACUGCUUGGGCAAUCUUUAGGUCUGCAAAUGUUAAGAAGUCCAGGCCUUUCAAGGUUCUGCUGGCAGUAGUGGCUACUUUCAUUGUCACCCAGCUACCCUACAACAUUGUGAAGCUGUGGCGAGCCAUAGACAUCAUCUACAUGUUGGUUACAGACUGCCACACCAGUAAAAUCAUGGAUGUGGCACUCCAGGUCACCAAGAGCAUCGCUUUGUCCCACGCCUGCCUCAACCCUCUCCUCUACGCCUUCCUGGGCGCCUCUUUCAAAAUGCACAUCAUGAAAAUCGCAAAAAAUUAUGGGUACUGGAGAAGACAACAGCAGAAUGGAAGACCUGAGGAAAUUUCUAUGAAUUAUGAAGACCCUACUGAAGAAACAACCAGUUUCACUAUAUAGGCCCUCUAUUGCUUCUAUCAUCUUAUAUAACCAAGGGAACUGUUACCUAAUUCCAGCAAUUCCAGGGGGUAUUGCUUCUACAGCUGUUUCUCUGCAAGUCAGCUUUCAGAAGAAUUUCUGAACUUGCCAAUACACCACAAAGCACUUCAAAGUGGAAUGUGUUUAUCAGAAUCAAGGAAGAACUGAAUACUGAAACCCCUAGAAACAACCUGAGAUAUUUACUAAAAAACAUCAAUGAACUCAAACAAAAUAAACCCACCACAACAAAACCCAAAUUUCAAAGUGUCACAGUACUAGGCAAUUAAGUAACUGCUAUUGUAAAUCUUUUGCCAGGCCAUCAUAUUUAUUCAUCCUUCCCAACAAGUAACUAUGUAAUGAACAACCUGUACAUGUGAUUAAAACAGAGAAAAAAAAACUAUCACCAAUCAAACAACAGGAACCUUUGUACCAGAGGUUAAUAGUUUUGUGUUUCUCCAACUAUUUUGUAAAACUUUAGAACUUUUGCCUAACAGUUCAGCUCCAUUUCUCAACUCAACUAUCAUUCCAUAGAUAUCCUUGCAGAUUGAAAUUAAGUACAAGCUUAUGGUUGAGAAUUGAGAGGGAGAAAUAGGAGGGAAAAGCCUUGUGUUUCUACAAAUGUAUAGCAACAACAACAUCCUCCACAAAAACACCCCAGCAACUCCUUUUCUAUAACUACAGAAAAAAAUACCUGUCAUCUCUUCUCUUCUGCUCACCCUAAACUUCAACAAGACCAGUGCUCUAGGGGUGGCUGGCUUAUUCUAGAUUUUUAUAAACGUAGUAAAAAGUUCAGGUUAUCUUCAGAUACAAGGCCUGGAUUUUUUAUUUAGAAUUGUUAAAAUUAAUCAAGCACUGCAAUAACUGUAUCUGCUAAAAUAUAUGAAAAUACAAUAAAAUCAAAGA
Molecule: messenger RNA, 2216 nt
Organism: Taeniopygia guttata (zebra finch)
Lineage: Eukaryota; Metazoa; Chordata; Aves; Passeriformes; Estrildidae
Gene: ACKR4
Product: atypical chemokine receptor 4
Biological process (GO): cell chemotaxis; immune response; calcium-mediated signaling
Cellular component (GO): membrane; external side of plasma membrane
Molecular function (GO): C-C chemokine receptor activity; C-C chemokine binding; scavenger receptor activity
Source: RefSeq, a predicted model, not a curated record